GACGAAUAAUAUAACGGCACCAUAUCGCACUAUUGAAUCGAGCAAAUAGACACGAGCGUAUCUUCGAACAGUUGUGUUGAUAGUGCACUCAUCGAUCGCGAGCGAGGUUACGCCGAGUCCAAACAGAUGUACGGAGCGGGUGGGAGGAUAAGUCGUUCAAGUCGUUCGGAUUUAUAGAUCGCUUAUAGAUCGCGGCUUUAUCGUUCUUCCUCAAAAUCCAGAAACGCGUGUGUAACUUCAAGGACGAAUUAUACAGACAGCGAUUUCGAAGUUUCCGCAUAGAGACGAAGCCUAUCUGUCGAAAGUCCGCUAUCCUCGGAGUCUCAAGGUUCAUGAAUAAUUGAGGAAGGAGGAGCACACAGGAUUAUCAUAAUGCGUGAAUGACGCCACGCGAAAUCUUCAUCAAGCAGGCGCAUCGGAAGCGGCAGAUCUGUCAAAGGGUGAUCAAAAGGUAGACGAGCACAGCUGUUUAAACGACGAGCCGACUGUCCAAACGAGUCCCGAGAUGGGCUGCUGCGGUUGUGCGGACGAACCGUCGUCCAAAGUGGAACCGACGACACCUCAAAGUCAAAGUUCGCCCAGAAACUCGGACCAGAUCUUCGUUAAGGAUCGAUCAUGCACCGACAUCUUGACACUGCUCGUCCUGCUUGUACUCGCGGGUGGUUUCGCCUUUAUGCUGACGAACGUUGUCAAGAAGGGUGACAUUUACCGCGUGAUAAAUGGCUACGACGAUUGCGGUCGCGUCUGCGGCCGCAAAACCGUGCGCGAAAGCUAUCCACGAACCAACUGUACAAACGAAGACUUUACUCGUAUGAAAUAUGUCGAGAUCGACAUCAGCCCAGGCGCUGUACCCAAACGCAAAUGUGUGGAACGCUGCGAAGACACGAAAGAAAGUCCCAAAUUAUUAUUUUUAAAUCGGUGUAUACUCAACAUCGAUAAGGUAAAAGACACUAUCAACUCUAUUGUCAGAAGCCUGCGCUUGGACAGCUUUUUUAACGAGGCAGUCACCGAUUUAGGAAUUGCAUGGCGCGAAUUGCUUUAUCUCUUGCUCAUAGCUUUGGCACUUUCUCUUGGCAUUUUGGUGGCUUUCCGCUAUGUGGUACAAUAUGCUGUUUAUCUCGUGUUGAUUGGCGUAGUCGUGGCUUGUAUCGGUGGCACGACGUAUUUCUGGUUGGAGUGGUAUCACGAGAAGAAAAGUAUAGACAAAAAUGAAAUCACGUCCGAAGAUUCCAGUAUAGAGUCCUAUUUUGUUUACGCUAUCAUAGCAUCAGUCGUUACUGUCAUCGUGCUCCUGGUGAUUCUAGUGAUGAGAAAGAGAAUCCAAUUGGUCAUGCAACUCUUUCGGGAAGCGGGCAAAGCCGUGAGCGCGAUGCCGGCGCUGCUGUUUCAGCCAAUUUACACGUAUCUGCUCCUCGGAUUCACGUCGGUGGCGUGUGUCUACUGUAUGCUGUGGAUCGAGAGCGCCGGUGACAUGUACAAGAACAGAAAAAACCACGUUCAUUUUAGAAAGGAUGCGCUAAUUAUUGCAACAAGAUGGUACAACCUGUUUUGUUUCUUCGUGGCGUAUGAAUUUUACUUGGGUUGCCAACACAUAAUUGUCGCUUGUGCCGUUGCCCGGUGGUUUUUUACGAGGGACAAGAAACGUCUAUCCCUGCCAGUGGUAAAAGGCUUCGGAUACCUCAUAAGAUACCAUCUCGGCACCGUUGCCUUCGGAGCUUUGAUAAUAGGAAUUGUCCGAAUAAUUCGGGCCAUGAUAUCCUUCACCCAGAAACAUCUCAAGCAAUAUGACAACGCUUUUGUAAACGCGAUUCUUUGGUGUUGCCAGUGUUGUCUUUGGUGUUUCGAAUGCGCUCUGAAAUUUCUCACCAGAAACGCUUACAUUGAAACUGCCAUAUACGGAUGCAACUUUUGCACAGGCGGAAGAAAAGCAUUCCAAGCUUUGUCCAGUAACAUCCUACGAGUGGCAGCGAUUAACAGUGUCGGUGAUUUUGUUCUCUUCUUAGGCAAAGUUCUCGUUGUCACAUUGACCAUGGUUGCUGGAGUUUAUUUGAUGCAGGUACAGAAAAAAGAAGGACUUCAUCAUCCUUGGAUACCAAUCGGUCUUGCGGGUAUAUUCGCGUUCUUGGUCGCGCAUUGCUUCAUAUCUAUUUACGAGAUGAUUAUUGAUACGAUAUUUAUAUGUUUCUGCGAGGAUUGUGAAAAGAACGACGGCAUCAGCCGACCUUAUUUCAUGAGUCGCGGCUUAAUGGAAUUCGUGGAGAACAGUAAGAAAGCUUUAAAACAUCUGGAUCAACGGCAAAAUGAAGACAUGUAACGGCGUUGAAGAUGUUUAAUUCUUUCUGACAAAUCGUGGAUUGAUUCCACUUUCAUUUAUAAAUCAACGUGCAGAAUUUGUUAGACAAGUUAGUUUGUGCGUGAAAACUAUUAAUGGACGUUCUUCCGAAUGAGUUUUCGAAAAAUAGUUGCCGAAAUGCGCGAAAAAGAAAUAUAAGAAAACAAGGCAUUUUCCAUACAUACGCACAAAGUUGUCUUCUCUCGACGUAGAGCACAGUUACCGAAGUCCUUCCACGCCAACGAAAUGUAUACAUCACAAUCGAUCGCACCGAUCGAUUCAACGGACUGAUUAUACUACGAAAGAAUGUUACAAACCACAUUCUAUAUUUUCGAAGUUCCUACAUCUAAAAAUAUUUUUUAUAUGAUAAAAGAGCUUUUUCUAUUAUAUAUGAUUCUUUCUUAUAACCGAAACGUAAUGCGAUGUUCGCGUUAUUUUUGCGAACCACACCGUUUGACAGCUUAGUUUCUUUUUUUUUUUUUUUUUUACUGUUA
Molecule: messenger RNA, 2826 nt
Organism: Pseudomyrmex gracilis
Lineage: Eukaryota; Metazoa; Arthropoda; Insecta; Hymenoptera; Formicidae
Product: choline transporter-like protein 1
Exons: 17
Coding region: 506-2314 (602 amino acids)
Biological process (GO): transmembrane transport
Cellular component (GO): membrane
Molecular function (GO): transmembrane transporter activity
Source: RefSeq, a predicted model, not a curated record